Messenger RNA from Psammomys obesus (fat sand rat), 7269 nucleotides. RefSeq names its product URB1 ribosome biogenesis homolog (gene Urb1). Bases 39 to 6848 code for a protein of 2269 amino acids. Gene Ontology annotation, cellular component: nucleolus. Gene Ontology annotation, biological process: maturation of LSU-rRNA from tricistronic rRNA transcript (SSU-rRNA, 5.8S rRNA, LSU-rRNA); maturation of 5.8S rRNA from tricistronic rRNA transcript (SSU-rRNA, 5.8S rRNA, LSU-rRNA). The transcript has 39 exons. NCBI's taxonomy places the organism in Eukaryota, Metazoa, Chordata, Mammalia, Rodentia, Muridae. The record is from RefSeq and is a predicted model, not a curated record.
CCGGAGCGUGCCGGUGUUCUGCGGCGGGGAUUUGGGCCAUGGGGCUCCUCAAGAGGAAGGCCUCCAAGGGGCCGGGCGGCGCGGCGUCCCCCGCGGUCACAGCCAAGCGAACGCGCGUGCAGGAGCUCACGGGCGUGCAAUUCAAGACCCAGCUGAGGGAUGCGCAGGGCCCAGGGCCUGCUUUGGAAGCCUUUGUCUCUGCCGCCAAGCAGCUGCCACAGGAAGACGCGUAUGAUGUUGUCGAGGGCUACAUCAAGAUUUCCAUGGAGUGUGCAGAGAUUUUCCAGCUCCUGAGCGGAGAGAAGCGGCCUGAGAGUGAAAUGCUGUUAAUAUUUCAAGUUUUCGAAGCCAUAUUAUUGAGGACAGCCAGUGAUCUUGCGCAUUUUCACGUGGUGGGUACCAACAUUGUGAAGAAGCUACUAAACAACCACAUGAAGCUCCUCUGUGAAUCCCUGUAUGCCUCUGGUUACAGGAUGGCUCGAGCCUGCCUGAACCUGAUGGCUGCCAUUGUGACCCAGGGUCCUGAAGCCGCUAGGGAUGUGUGCAGCUGUUUUGAUUUGAAUAAAAAAGCUUUGUAUGCCCUAGUGACCAAGAGGGAUCCAAAGGGAGUGCACGACGUCCGGCUGGCCUACAUCCAGUUCGCCCUCUCCUUCUUGAUUGCGGGUGAUGACAACACUGUAGGGCAAGUGCUGGAGCUAAAAGAACUUAUCCCCUGCAUUUUUAGCUCCAGCGUAAAGGAGGAUAAGAUUUCUACCAUCAACAUUUUGUUGUCCACACUGAAGACAAAGGUAAUCUACAAUAAAAACAUCACAAAAACCCAGAAGGUACGUUUCUUUACGGGGCAGCUUCUGAGCCAUAUAGCUUCUCUCUACAACUGGAAUGGGAUCACAGAUGUUGUUCCAGAAAACCCAGAAAACGCUGAGGUGUCUGCCAAAGAGGCCGGGAAAGCCAUGGUGAGGGACCUCGUUCAUAACUUCCUGCUAGAUCUCUGUUGCUCUCGAAAGCAUGGGAUUAGUUUUUAUGAUGCGUCUUUGGGAACUUCCGGCAGAGGAGGCAACCUGACACUCUUGCACUUCUUGUUGAGUUUGAAAACUGCGGCUGAGGAUGAGCUGGUGGCCUCGCUUGUGGUGAACAUUCUGAAGGUGUGCCCAGACCUGCUGACCAAGUACUUCAAGGAAGUCACAUUUUCCUUUCUCCCAAGAGUCAAGUCCACUUGGCUAAACAAUGUGAAGCUACUGAACAAGAUCUACGCGGCCCAGCCAGAGAUUUCCCGGGCCUUUUGGACCAGAGAAUUUAUCCCCUUGCCAAGGCUCCUGGCGAUGGUGAUGGUGACCACAGUGCCUCUGGUGUGCAAUAAGAUCAUGUUCACUCAGGCGUUAAAUUUGGACAGCAUUCCUGUGCGACACUCAGCAUUAUCCCUUAUUUCAGUCAUUUUGAAGAGAGCAUUAAAAACAGUUGACCACUGUCUGGAUAAAGAGGCAUGGCAAAAUUCAGGCGUUUACACAGCUGAGAUGAUGGAAGAAUUUGUUCGGCUCUUCAGAGAAGCCUUGAGCAAGAUUUUGCCAGAUCUGAACACAGUUAUUUGGGUCUGGCAGUCAUUUAAAAAGCAAGAGAUUAAGCAGGACCACGGGAAAGGGAAGAAGAGUAAGACUCCUGCGGUAUCUGAAGCUGUCCAGCACGACGAUGCAGAAACCAUUCUUCUGAAAGCUGUUUUGCUCCAGGUCAUAUGCCUCUACCAACAGGUUGUUCCCUACAUGGUCACACAGUACAACUUUGACUUCAGCAAGCUCCUAAAAGGCAUUGUCUCCGAGCAGGGCCCUCCUGAGGAGGUUCCUCCCAUCCUGCAGCAUCACAUGCUAAAGGUGGCCCUGGAACUUCCUGCUAACAAGUUUCUGUGGCUAAAGGCACAGGAAGGCCCCGAUGCAGAAGUCAUUGGAGGAGAGCGCUCGGUUUUUUACCUUUUGAUGAAGAUGUUUGUGAAUAGCAGCCAUCUUCAGCUCAAGUCGUCCACUAAACUUCUCAUCAUCAAGAUUCUUCGGGACACAGGAGUGUUCGAACACACUUGGAAAGAGCUAGAGCUGUGGCUGGAGCACCUGGAUAGCACUGCAGAAGAGCACAAGGAAACCGUCAUUCAGUUCCUGGAGCGGAUUUUACUGACACUCGUGGUGAGUCCUUACUCAUAUACAGACAAAACUUCUGAGUUUGUCCAAGAAGCCAGCACCCUUCAGGCCACUGUGGGGAAGCAAGAUACAGAUGAUGCCAGCAUUCCCAUCUCCCACAUCGACGAUGUGCUGGACAUGGUGGAUGUGCUGGUGGAAGGCAGCGAGGGCCUGGAUGAGGACAUUGGGUUCUUGUUAAAUGAAGAGAUGAUUCUGCUCACCUUCCCUUUCAGUGCUCUGGUCCCUGCAGCUCUGGAAGCCAGGAACAAGCUGCUUGGGACAGAAAGUGAAGCAGGGGACAGCAUCGUGGCAUACCUCACUGCAGUGCUGACCGACCUUCUUCACACCCAGAGGGACCCCCUAGCUCUGUGUCUUCUGCUCCAGUCUUAUGACAAGUUUGAGCCUGCCAGCCUGCUGUGCCGUCAGCAGCUUGCCCGAUUUCACAGAUACUACAGUCUCUGGAUUCCUGACCAAGCCCAGGAGACCUUGCCACUGCAGGUGUCCAGUAGCUCUGUACCCUAUAGCCCCACCUCAUCUUCUUGCUUCUCCACCUUGCUGCAAACAGCAUAUGAAAGCCGCACACUUGGGGAUAAGAACACUCAGACAAAGGUGCUAGCCGCUGUCCCAUGCCUAGCUCUGCAACAGGUGCUGCGCUCAGCCAAGCAGGUGCUGCUGUACUUGAGGAGCACUGUGGAGAACUUCAGCCAGCUGGGCAGAAGUGUGGGCCCGACCUUCCUGCAGUUCCUCUUGGAUCUCCUUAAGCAGCUGGUUGUCCACUCUGCGCAGCUGGACGCCCAGAACCAGCAGAAGUUAGAGGCUGCCCGUGCCGAGUCUGAUCUCUUUUUGGACAUGGAGUCUGUGACUUUACUUGAGUUGGCCACUGACAAGACAGUAGAGGAGGUGCUGGUGGCCAUCCUUAAACAUCCCACACUGGAGAGUUGGUUUCUAGCCCUGGAGCAGAAAGCCUUGCCCCCGCACACGCUCAGCCCCAUCCUUGUGAAGCUCCUAGCAGCCCACUUCAGUGCAGGGGUCCUUCAGCUACUGGUUGCAAGUUCCCCAGUUCUCCAUAAACUGGGUCAGUUGGGCCUCCUGGGAAAAUACUCAGAAGCCAUCACCCAAAGUGUGUUGAGAGAGCUACGCACCAGGACUGGGAACUCUGCCACAACAUCCAAGACCCUGCCUCAGCUGGAGGCGCUGCGAGAACUGCACCCAUACAUGGGAAGUGUCCAGAUCCGAGAGGUCACCCUGGCCCUACUGGGCCUGCCCGAGGCGCACCUGCUGACCCAGCAAGCCAUACAUUCUCCAGGGAAGGAGAGACAACUAAGCAGUCUUGGAAAGACCCUGGUACAGCUGCUGGCGAGCAGCCACCAGGACCAGCUGCAGAGCUGCGAGCUCCUGUGGCGCGCCGAGUAUGUGCGAGGUCUGGGGGCUCUGCUCCCCACUCUGGCUGAGCAUGAACUGGACACUGUAUUCCUUCAGACUCUUCAGAGAGACCCUGUGCUGGCCCCCAUAGUCCCAACUGAACUGCUUGAAUACUGCCUGGUCCGACGGACAGAGGCAGCCCUGGGCAUUGCCAGCCUGCUCCUUCAGCACAGCCCCACCCAUCUGCUGAAGUUUGAGCUCUGGUGUGGGCAGCCUGGUGUGGGGCUCAGCCUGCAGGAGCACCUGGAUGGCUUCCUCCCCCUUAUCCACGUGUACCUCCAGCACAGGACACAAGGACACCCCUUGCUGCCAACAGGAGUGUCCUCUGCUGUCACUCCUGUCCUGAGGGCCCUGUGGAGACAAGUGCGAGACAGGUUUUUUCAUGAUGAUGGGCCUGCCCAGUGUGAGCUUCAUCUGGAGGCUGUGGCCCAGCUCGUUCCAUUUGCAAGAAGCAAAGACCUGCAUGUGCUCAUGAACCAGUUACCCAGCUUGCUUCAGACUCUGAGCAGUCACAAGAGUUGGAUCGUGGCUGACUCUGUGUCAGCUGCCUUGGCAGAGUCAGCAGAAGAGCUGAGUGCCUGGAGGAAGACCCUCCUUGGGUCCUGUAUGCAGUGGCUGGCUGUGUCCUUCAGUGGCCAGGAGCCAGGAGGUGAGAACACCCAGGAGCAGGAGAAGACAGUGCUGCUCAGAGUAAGCGACUUGUUGCAUACACUGAAGGAGGUGGAGCCUGGUGACUGGCAGCAGUUUGUGAAGACAGGACUCAAGUUUCGGUACCAGGACCUCACCUUUUUGAAGACUCUGCUUGAUGCCACAAAACUGCUGUAUAGUUCAGAAAGCCCUGUGCACACAAAGCUUGUCCAACUUCCCGUGCUCCACAUGAUGCUCACCCAGCAUUCUCUGUUCUUGCCAACCAUGCUGACAUCUGAAGAAGAGAAAACUCCAGACAGUCAAGUAAAAGAAACCCUGGUGGACCUGAUGUCAACAGUGGUGAGGCUGUGUCCUGCUGUUUGUGAGAGUAGCCACUUUGCUGUGCUGCUUGGGACCUACAGUGCCACCCUCAGCAUCUUGGACCAGAAGAUUUUACUUCUCCUUCGAGCGUAUGAACAGAACAACCUCAGUCUCAUCAGCUUCAGGGUUCUGCUGUGGGGCCCAGCAGCUGUGGAACAUCACAAGACAUGUCGGAGCCUGGGCAAGUCGCUGUGGCAGCAGCCAAGUGUCGGGGACAUCCUCCGCCUGCUGGACCCAGACCGAAUGAUGCAAACCAUCCUGCACUUCCCGCAGUACCGGAGGCUACUGCCCACUGAGGACACAGGGGAGCCGCUGGUGUUUAAGGACAAAACUGUGAGGGUUGACCUCGACAGCCUCUAUGACCCCUGCUUUCUUCUACAUCUCUUUGGGGAACUGACCAGGCCAGAGUUUGUGGUGGAUUGUCGAAAGUUUUUGGAUUCAAACGCUCUGGGUCUAACUGUGGCAGCCCUCAGCAGCUAUGACCCCCAGAUGCGAGCUGCAGCCUACUGUGUCCUAGCAGCCUACUACUCACACCUGGAGGGAGCUCGCUUCCGGGAACAAUCCCAGGUUCUGUACCUGUUGGAUGUGGUCCGGAAUGGAAUUAAAACUCCAAACAUGAGGCUCCCUUUUAUCGUGGCUCUUUUCAUCGCGAAAGCAGCUCUGCAGAUCUUGAAACCAGAGGAGCACAUGUACUGGAAGAUCAGCAAGUUCCUGCUGUCACAUGAGAACUUGAACAUGGACAAGCUGCCAGGGUUCUACCAGUUCUUCUACAGCUCUGACUUCCAGCAAAAAACUGAACAAGAAUGGGUGUUGGGAAUUCUGCGGCAGGGGAUUAGAGACAAGCACUGUUAUGAGCUGUGCUCCAGAAGAGGGGUGUUCCACAUCAUUCUUUCCUUCUUCAGCAGCCCCUUGUGUGACGAAGCGGCUCAGAAUUGGAUUCUGGAAAUUUUGCAGAGUGUUGCCCACAUCACCAGAUGUGCCUAUGAAGUCAUACGUGACUAUAGCCUUUUGACAUGGGUUUUACACAUCCUUGAGAGCAGAUUUGUGGAGACUCAGCUACUCUCCCACAUGAUCUCCUUGCUACACACCCUGUGGGUGACCAACCUGGGCAACAAAGCACCAGAGGAUAAAAGCCAGCCGAAUUGCCAGCCUGGCUCCCAUGAGUCUCAGAAGAUGCUGGCCUUGCACUUGGUCAGUGAGUUCCUGUAUGUCCUCAUCGCGCUCAUGAAGCACCUGAGGCCCACCUUGGCCUCCACCCAACUCAUCAACUUCUUUUGGACACUUGAGUCUGUGCUGAGUUAUCGGGCCACCAUCAUAAAGGUCUUCGAGGAUAUGGGCCGAUUCACUGUGAACAAGGUGACACUUUCUACAAAAGAUGUCCUGGUCCUCUUAUAUAAGUGGAGCCUCAUUGGAGGAGACACAAAGCUCCAAGGAGACCUGAAAGCAGUUGUUGAGCAGCACCAAAUCAAGGACCUAAUGAAGAUGCUCAAGGAGAAGAACAGGCCUGUGACAGCUGCCCGUGCCAAAGGCCCACGAGGCCGAAAGAAGAAGCACGGAGAGGUGGAGGAGCCUGCGGAGCCUGAGCUGGAAGCAUCUAGUUUGGAGACAUGCAAGGACCUCCUGAGGGCCACACUGACCCACUGGGGGCCAGUUGUCCCCUUGCCUGGCCCCAUUCAGGAGUCUGUGGGUCAGGCUACCCCCAGGAGCAAAGUGCUGGACCCUGUACAUGCUGCUGUGUCCCUGGUGGCCGGCUGGGUGCUGCGGUCAUUGGCUGACCGCCCCCUCAGCAGGGCAGAAGUCACAAGACUCCUUGACUGGCUCACAAGCCAUGUUUUGCCAUACCCAGUGGUGGUCACUGACUUUCUCAGGGACAGUACUGUGAAGAGUGGCAUCUUUAAGCUGUACAGUCACCACUGCAGUGUGCAGGGGCUGGCGGGGCCUGCACUGGAUGUGGCCUGCAAGUUCAACGCUGUCAUGCUUCAGUUGUUGGUGGCCCAGGGCCGGAUAGAUAGCCCUUUCCACUCGGUGGUGGAGGCUCUGUGCCUUGAUUCUCUGAAAGAAAAGGAUGAAGCCAAACGAGCUCCCACAGCAUUCCUGCUGUCCCUGUAUAUUAAGGACAUCUGGCUGGGGGCCCAGCGGCCAGACACCUUUCUUGCUCACAUCCAAAUGGUCUGUGAAGCUGCGAAGGAUGUGCCACAUGAUGAGGCGGAGGCCAUUGUUUUGCUGUGCAGGAACAUGAGCUCCGCAGCCAAAGCUUGACACUCCUGAGCUGUGCCCCAGCAGGUUCCAGAAAGCUUGGGAGACGUGAACUGAUACAUUCAGCUGUUUUCCAACAAGAAAAGCUAAGAGGACUUUAUUUAACCGACCAACAAGGAAGGCCACGUGUUGACCUUGUAGUCAGAAUUGUAGUGACUGGAGCACUGCCAGGCCACAAGGCCCAUGCAGGAUUCAGAGAGCUUCAAUCCCCUCUCCUGGGAGAGGGGCUAAGCAGUGCUCGUAAGUACAGAAUGGACUCAUGGUGUUUGAGUCUUCUGGUGUGCAUGACGGACGUGUGAAGCUAUACUGAAGUCCCUAAGGUAUGAAGCUCUACUUUGGGAAGACAGUCUAUUUUUUUAAGUUAUAUUUCAAAACAGAUUUUUGAGUUCUAUAAUGUUUUGAUAAUAAAUAGCUAUUUUUGUGA